AUGCGUCAGCUCAAAGAAUCUUUUGAUCUUGCGGAGCGCUCAGGCACAUUUGGUGGAAGUGUGGAGCUGGCAAAUCAUGUUGAGUGCGAACAGUGGCGGGACUUAAAAGUAAGAAAAGCAAAUGCAUGUUAUGUUCCAAACGGACGCAGGGCCGUUGUCUAUCAGUUCUCUGAUGCAGUGCUUAAUGUUCCUGGUGAGUUUGAUGAAUUUUGGUUAAAAAAAGUUGGCUUUGUUUGGCUGACACAGAGCUGGAAAUGCUGA
Messenger RNA from Plasmopara halstedii, 261 nucleotides. RefSeq lists its product as uncharacterized. Bases 1 to 261 code for a protein of 86 amino acids. The transcript has 2 exons. Lineage: Eukaryota; Oomycota; Peronosporomycetes; Peronosporales; Peronosporaceae. The record is from RefSeq and is a predicted model, not a curated record.